This is a messenger RNA of Stegodyphus dumicola, 1212 nucleotides long. RefSeq names its product peptide chain release factor 1-like. The record is from RefSeq and is a predicted model, not a curated record. Lineage: Eukaryota; Metazoa; Arthropoda; Arachnida; Araneae; Eresidae.
AUGUCAGAUUCUAAAGUUAUUUCUGAUUUAGAACUUUACAAGAAACUAACAAAAGAGCAAACUGAGCUUAGUCCUUUAUUUAAUACAUAUAACUUCUAUCUAUCGACUUUAGAACAAAUAAAACAAUCUAAAACUAUUUUAAAUGAUGAAACUGACCAAGAAUUAAUUCAAUAUGCUAAAGAAGAAUUGCAUACUUUAAUAGAACAACAAAAAACCCUAGAAAAAGAUUUACAAAUUCUAAUUUUACCAAAAGAUCCAGAUGAUAAACGUAAUGUUAUUAUGGAAAUUAGAGGGGCUACUGGUGGAGAGGCUGGUGGUUUUAGUCAACUUAUUUUUGAAAUUAUAGGUGAAAACGCUUAUGGGAAACUAAAGUUUGAAACAGGUGCACAUAGAGUACAAAGAGUACCAGUAACUGAAGCAUUAAAUAGAAUUCACACUUCCACUGUGACAGUAACUGUGAUGCCAAAGGUUGAUGAGGAAAUUAAUAUCGAGAUAAAUCCUAGUGAUUUAAGAAUUGAUACUUAUCGGGCAUCAGGUGCUGGUGGACAACAUGUAAAUAAAACAGAUUCGGCUGUAAGAAUAACUCAUUUGCCGACAAACAUUGUUGUUCAAUCACAAGAUGGAAGAAGUCAAAUAGCAAAUCGUGAAAUGGCACUAAAUUUAUUAAAAAGUAAGUUAUAUGAACUAGAAAUAAGAAAAAAGCAAGACCAAGAUUCUUUUUAUCGAAAAAUGGCGGGCUCUGGUGCUAGAAGCGAAAAAAUUAGAACUUAUAAUUACCCACAAGAUAGAGUAACAGAUCAUAGAAUUAAUCUAUCUAUUUCUUUAAAAACUGUUUUAAAUGGUAAAUUAGACUCUAUUAUUAAUUCAUUAUUAGCUUUAGAAUAUGAAACUCAAGAAGUAGUAGAAUUUGCUUUAACAAAAAUAAAAGAAAAUGAUUCUAUUUUGGAUUUAGGUUGUGGAAGUGGUUAUAUUGGUCUAACAAUAAAAGCUAAAAAACCAAAUACCAAAGUAGUCUGCUCUGAUAUUAACAAAAUAGGACCCAUUUAUAUGACAAGUGCUAAUAUAUCUGGGGAACCAGUUUUAAGCUUUGAAGAAGCAAUAAAAAGAUUUAAUAUAAUUAAAAAGCAUUAUAAUUUUGGAGAAGGUAGCAAUAUACCAUCUAAACUAAUAGAUGUAAAAACGAAAAAGGAAGUGGAGAGAAAUAAAUUAUGA